Brenthis ino (lesser marbled fritillary) is the source of this 231-nucleotide messenger RNA. The record is from the annotation of a GenBank genome assembly. Lineage: Eukaryota; Metazoa; Arthropoda; Insecta; Lepidoptera; Nymphalidae.
AUGCUACAUCUUCGUCCUUUUAAAGACUUGUACUUAGUACACCGAAAGCCAUACGACGGACUAAAGAUGGCCAAAAACACUGACAUCCUUGUAGGCGCGGGCGACGGGCCGCUAUGGGCGGGGUCGAGUUUCAUACCAUUUUUGUAUUAUAAAUUGCUAUUUGGACACUUUUAUCGUUUACCACCGCGCAGUGCCGCCGCGGCCGCCGCCCGGGCCCUGUCUUAUAUCGAU